This is a messenger RNA of Psylliodes chrysocephalus, 5128 nucleotides long. The record is from the annotation of a GenBank genome assembly. Lineage: Eukaryota; Metazoa; Arthropoda; Insecta; Coleoptera; Chrysomelidae.
CGGGGAAAGAGGGGAAAUAUUAUGUUACGUUACGAUACGAUUUACGAUUACCGAUGAUAAAACGGGACGGGAAGCAAAAUGGAGGCAGCUAAACGCAUCCGGGAAGAUUCGAAAUGAUAACGUGAUAAAUAAACGUUCAAAAAAAUAAUUUAUUAUACUUAAAAAUGGGUGUUAUAUAAUUAAAAUUUAGUUGAAACUAGUGCUUUCAAAAAAAUGUUACAAAACUCUCCUUAUGUGUAUUCAAAGUUCAGUGUAAUAUUGGUGAUUGCUUCUGUUUUGACAUCUAUACAAAGCUCAAUACAAGGACAUGUACUGGAGUUCACAGUAGAACCUUCUGAUACUGUAGUAGAAGCAGGUCAAUCGACUGUACUUGACUGUGUUGUAAGGGCUUCCCACCAUCAAGCCAGCGUCCUUAUACAGUGGUUGGAUCAAGAUGGAUCCAAACUUACGUUUAUUGGUGAUUCAUACAGAUCUCAACUUACUAAUGGAUCAUUGUACAUAACCAGUGUGAUAGAAGAUCAAAGAUUAACUGGCAAAUACCAAUGUAUUGCAUCGUUGCCAAAUGUAGGCUCUAUAGUGAGUCGUAUAGCCAAGCUGAGUAUAGCAAAUCUUGUUGGUUUCCAAGAAGAACCUCGCGACUUAAAUGUGUAUGUUGGACAACGUGCAUAUUUUGCAUGCCAUGUGAUAGGAACGCCACCCCCAAAAAUAAGAUGGUUGAAAGAUGAAAGACCACUUAUUAUCGAUGAACUACGUAUGGCGAUAUUGCCUUCAGGUGCCUUGGAAAUUGAUGAAGUUGUUGAUUCAGAUCAAGGAACUUACAGAUGCAAUGCAUCAGGUUUGAGUUCCUACAAACUGAGCAAUAAGGCCGUAUUGCACAUCAACCGGGACCAAGAAGAAGCCCUCCAUGUAGCCUCGCCCACUUUUAUCGCCCAACCUCUGCCAGGAACUUAUAUCGAAGGCCAAAAUGUAUCUUUAGAUUGUGCAGCAAAUGGGAAUCCCAUGCCUACAAUUACUUGGUUAAAGGAUGGAUAUCCCAUUGAUAUGAAUGAUUUGGAUAGUAGGUUUAAGCUGGCAGGCACCACUAAUUCGCUUCGAAUAACUAUGAUACAGGAACAAGAUGGCGGUAAUUAUCAGUGUCGAGCUGAGAAUAGAGAAGACAGCAUGGAUGCAUCUGCUUUAAUCCAAAUACAAGUGCCUCCUAAAUUUUUAAAGAAACCUCAAGAUAAAAUUGAACAUUCCACAAAGGAUAUAGAAUUAGAAUGUGCUGUAUAUGGUGUUCCAGAACCUAAAGUGCAGUGGUUCAAAAACGGGGAGCUGGUUAAAUAUUCGGAUUAUUACAAAUUAGUGACUGGAUACAAUUUAAAAAUAAUGGGGCUGAUGAUAAGCGAUUCUGGGUUAUUUCAGUGUUUCGCUACCAAUCAGGCUGGAAAUAUACAGGCUGUGGCCAAUUUGAAAGUUUUGGCCAAUCCAGAAAAAAGAAAAUCUAAACACCAUCCCAAAAAAGUCCUGCCUCAACAGUCGAUCUCCCUUUUCUCGUCCUUAAAGUCCGACUCCCAUGGCAAACUGUCCGACAUCCCUAUCCCGCAUGCAAUCAAAAAUCCCGAGGGUCACAUGUUCGACCCUCACUCAGCUUUCAACGCCCUAAAGAGUAGCGAAUCUAACGAUAGUAAUACUAACCUUGGUGACGUUCAAUUUGCUUUUACUCCCUCCCCUCGCAAACCUAUCGCAGCCGCUAGUGCAGAAAAGAAGGACGAAGAAAGAUUGCCGGGGCCGCCGCAAGAGCUGAAGGCGCCCAUCAUUAAGGCCAGAUUUGUGAUACUUAGUUGGAAGCCGCCUGUGGAUAACGCGGAUAACAUCCAGUCGUAUUCUGUUUAUUAUCGGCAGGAUGGCAGUGACAGAGAAAGAUACCAAAACACCUCCAGGUCAAAACUAGAAGAAAUUAACAUUGGAGGUCUGCUACCAGGCCGCGUUUAUCAUUUUCGUAUUGUCCCAUACAACGCCUUGGGUGCUGGGGAAUCCUCAGAACCUUUGACAGUCACAACACAAUCAGAAGAGCAUGUAGCCAGUACUCCGCUAAAUUUUAACGUGUAUGCAACUAGUCCCAAAAACGUCCACAUAAGUUGGCAUCCACCAGAAACAGCCAAUGGAAAUAUUUUGAGAUAUACAAUAUUUUAUAUGGAAACAAGUGCCUCGGUAGAACACAACGUGGAUACCAUUGAUUUGAACUAUGAUCUAAAUGGCCUAAUGCCGUACACAGAAUACAGUGUAUGGGUUGUAGCUGUUAAUGAAAAUGGUGCAGGCGCAGCUACAGAAGAAAAGUUAGUUCGAACUUUUAGUGCUCCACCCUCCGAACCCCCUAUCAAUAUAACUACAGAGCCCUCAAGUACGAGUAUAACUGUCCGUUGGGAACCACCACCUCCCGAAGCCCAAAACGGCGUCAUUCUUGGGUACAGAAUAAAAUGGCGUCGAGUGGCUAGAGGAAAAGCAUUUACCUAUACAACACAACCCAGCGAAAGGCACUAUGUAAUUAACGAUUUAGAAAAGGGAGUUUUGUACCAAAUUAGACUCUGGGCAAUGAAUGUCAAUGGUACGGGUCCGGGUUCUGAAUGGGUUGAAGUCGAGACGUUUCAAAAUGACGUUGAUGAAAGUAAAGUACCUGAGCAACCUGCUGCUAUUAGAGUUCGUCCAACAUUUGAUAAGCUUUAUGUGAUGUGGUCUCCACCAAAUAAUCAAAAAAUAAGGGUUCGUCAUUAUAUUCUUGGUUGGGGCAAAGGAAUACCUGACAUGUAUUCUCAAGAAUUAGAUGAGAGAAACAGAACAUACGUCAUUGACAGAUUAGAGCCAAAUUCAGAAUACGUUUUAAGUUUGAGAGCCAGCAAUCAGGUAGGUGCUGGAGCUCCAAUUUAUACCCAAGUUCGUACUCAAGAUGAACCUCCUCCAGAACCUGCUGUUACUCUUUAUCCGCCAAUGGGGCUUAAAGCGCAAGUCUUGAGCACUAGUUCAGUAGUUCUAUACUGGACUGACCCUACACUAAAACAAAGCCAAUAUGUAAGAGACAGCCGUUAUUAUACUGUUAAAAUUAUAGACGAUAAAAUGAGAAAACCAAGAUAUAUUAAUGUUACUGAUUUGAAUUUAAUGGUAGAUGAAUUGAAGCCUAAUACCCUCUAUGAAUUUUCCGUAAAACUUGUAAAAGGGCGAAAAGAAAGCUCCUGGAGCAUGGUAGCCCACAACAGAACCUGGGAGCUGCCCUUAAACGUUGCUCCCAGGGAACUUGACGCGCAUUUUAAAGACGAAGAAUCCCAUCUGGUAGAACUUUCUUGGCAACCUCCCAAAACUUAUACAGGACGUAUCACUGGCUAUGUUAUUUUGUACACGGACAAUAAAAGUUUGUCUGAUCCAGAGUGGAAUGCUUCCGCUGUAAAAGGAGACGUUCAUUCGAGCAUAAUUUAUAAUUUAAAGCCAUUCACGAUGUAUUAUUUUAAAGUUCAGGCUAGGAAUAGUAGAGGAUAUGGACCAUUUUCGAAUGUGGUUACUUUUAGAACGGGUCAAAGUGUCGCAACUUCCCCGUCAAUUCCAGGCCAGCAAUUAGAUUCCAGUGGAGUAUUUUCAUCUGACGUCCUACUUUAUACCACUUUAGCAGGAUGCAUAUUAGCACUAGCCACAAUAGCAACAGUUGUAAGUUUCUUCUGUUGUAGAAAAACAGAUACCAGUACGUCGCCUGAUAGAGUGAAAAAGGGUUAUCAAAAGGGUUCCCAAAACAUAAAACCGCCGGACCUGUGGAUUCACCAUGAUCAGAUGGAAUUGAAAGCGCUGGAAAAGAGACAUUCGCACAACGAUGGAGCAAGCAGCAGUGGUGCAAUGACAUUACCUAGAAGCGUAGGUGGAACUGAAUAUGAUCAACAUGAUGGAAUGAAUACCAAUUCGUUAGAUAAACGGGGUUACGUUUCAAAUUAUGUUGGCGAUGAUAUACAGAAAGGUUCUGCCAAACCGAAACCAAUAACUUUUCCAGUUGAUGCCAAACCCAUCAGAGAAGCUAUCGCCACUCCAAUAAACUCGGCCGCCUUAAGCCAAUCCAGUGCCGAUUCAACUCCAUCGGGCAGACAACCGUAUGUCAGAGCCCAGUAUUCAAUGCCUUCAAGAGCCCAGGUGCCUUUUGACUCAACCUUGCCACAUAGCCAAGCAACGGAAAACGUCUACAUAACUCACCCCGUAGCACACAAUCCUCACGAUGCCGGUACUCCCCUUAGUUCAGGGUACAUCGGCCAUCCCCAACCUGUGCCCUCUGGCGGCGGCUUUAAUACCCCACCAGGUCCUGGGUGGGUAGAUGGAUCAAAAAGAAUACAAGCUCAAGGUCACCCGCUCAAGAGCUUCACUGUGCCAGCUCCUCCACCGAUCUCAGCGCCCGGUACGCCACAAGCUAAGCAUAUCGUAACAGUCAGGCCAACGACUUCUCCUUACAAGAAGGCCGCGUUGGGCAGCAGCCCGCCCACCACUAUGAGCACGCCCACAUCUAGAAUUAACUCUUCCAAUCCUCCCCCGCACACCGCCGAAGAAAUUCAACGAUUGCAACCCUCGCAUUCUACCGAAGAACUCAACCAAGAGAUGGCGAAUCUCGAAGGACUGAUGUUGACUUUGAACGCCAUUACGGCCAAUGAGUUUGAAUGUUGAUACUUACAUAGAGAGGUUUAAAUUUCUGACGAGAACUAGGAUCGUUCGCGGUUAAAUAAUAUCAAAUAUGCAUCUGCGAGGUAAAACCGUGUUUUAAGUCGAAAUUUGACUAAUUUGCUGUCAAUGGGAGAGAUUAGCGAAAGAUAUGGGUAGGUGACAAUACCACCGCAAACAUCCUAUUAGAUUUGACAGUUGAAUUUCACACUUACGCUGGGAAAGCGCGUUGAGAAUUCUUGGAUGGAAAAUGGCCUUUAACGUCGCGUUUUAAAAUUUAACCUAUUUAUUGGUCUAUAACAAAUCGUUUUUGUUUUUUGAUUCCACGAACAUUUUUCGAAAUUAUUUGUUCGAAAAAUAAUCUUUUAAUUACAUAUUUUUUCGAAAAGUAAUAUCUUCGAUUUCUAUUUUUUUAAAUGUAAUUUUUCAAAAAAUCAUUGUUCGAAAUGAAAUUUAUCGAAUCGCC